AUGGCCAACUCGAAUAGCUCUGCUUUCCGGACCAAACCUUCCUCGUACGUCAUUCUUGUCAGUAGUGUUUCAGCCACUCUGGGUGCAGUAAUUACUCAACCCCUCGAUGUCAUCAAGACCAGACUCCAAGUUCUCCCCAUUCUCAACAUGCGUUCGAGCGUUGGCGUCCUGCGAACCGCCAAAUCUCUCUGGUCCGGCGUGCCACCUCACAAUCGAUGGGCUCAUCGCAUUCGUCUCUUCUGGGCGGGUACGGUGCCCUCCUUGUGUCGCACUGUGCCUGGUGUCUUCGCCUACUUUACCACUGUUAACUUCUUCCAAUCACAUCUUCCCAGGUGUGGGUCUUCUGCUGUGGACGCCUUCACCUUGGGUUUCACGAGCCGCUGUCUUGUGGGGACCCUUCUCCUUCCCUUCACCGUCGUAAAAUCUCAAGCAGAAGCUGGACUGACGAGAGGACGUUCCACGUUCUCAUCCCUUUGUUGGAUCUACUCGACGGCUAAGUGGCGAGGAAUUUACAGCGGUCUUCUACCAACUCUGGCGCGUGACAGCCCAUACUCUGGUGUCUAUCUCCUAUUCUAUACUCAGUUCAAGAAUCUCGUCUUGCCAAGUACGUCUACUGUGCUUACUCGGGGAUCAUCGACUAUUCUCUGGUCGGUACCAUCCGAUAGUUCUCUCAAAUCGAAUCGAGCGGCUGACAGUGGUGGUGGAUUUCUUGUUCCGGCAAUAAAAAUUGCUUUUGGCGAUACCAGCUAUACCACGGCACCUGUACACACUCUCAGCGCCUGCGCACUUCUCGCCGCUAUCUGUGCCACCGCAGUCACCCAACCCGCUGAUGUGCUUCGCUCCAACCGCCAGCUCUCCAUCUCCGCCAUUCCGUCUACAAGCCGGAUUCCUUGGACUCAAGUGCUGCGAGAAACAAUUCGGGUUGAUGGAAUCACCGGUCUAUGGCGUGGCUUCUACCUCCGACUGGCGCGACGCAGCGUCUUUGCUGUAAUCACGUGGACCCUCUUCGACAAGAUUCCCGGGGCAUGA
Messenger RNA from Echinococcus granulosus, 1029 nucleotides. Its product is annotated as Solute carrier family 25 member 38-A. Lineage: Eukaryota; Metazoa; Platyhelminthes; Cestoda; Cyclophyllidea; Taeniidae. The record is from RefSeq and is a predicted model, not a curated record. The transcript has 6 exons. Gene Ontology annotation, cellular component: mitochondrion. Gene Ontology annotation, biological process: glycine import into mitochondrion. Gene Ontology annotation, molecular function: glycine transmembrane transporter activity. The coding region runs from base 1 to 1029 and encodes 342 amino acids.